Molecule: messenger RNA, 1797 nt
Organism: Adineta ricciae
Lineage: Eukaryota; Metazoa; Rotifera; Eurotatoria; Adinetida; Adinetidae
Source: the annotation of a GenBank genome assembly
AUGACAACUGUCAUGCCAUUUGAUCAAAACACCAAUGAAAUGUCGAAUUCGACAAUUGAUAAGAUAGCAACUGUAUUCCCCGUAAAUACUGAAAAUUUACUGAUGUCGACACAAAAGCUGCGUCGAAACAAUACUUCGAUUAUCAAGGAGUUUAGUUUUAAUACUUCUAUGCACGGAAUACCGGGUAUUGCACGAAGUGAAAGUCUACUGAAUCGUGCCUUUUGGAGCGUUUCAUUUCUGAUCUUCACCGGUAUUAUGUUAUACUUUGUUGUUCAAUCGAUUAUCGCCUAUUUCAAUUAUCCUACACAAACAUCGGUGAGUUUCUAUGACGAAUGGCCACAAAACUUUCCGGCAGUGACUAUCUGCAAUAAUUCUCCAUUUGUGUACGAUUCAUUCAUUGGAUCAUUUUUAAAUUAUACUAACUCAUUGAAUUUAACACAUACAAAUGAUACCACGGUAUUUUCCUUCNCCGGUAUUAUGUUAUACUUUGUUGUUCAAUCGAUUAUCGCCUAUUUCAAUUAUCCUACACAAACAUCGGUGAGUUUCUAUGACGAAUGGCCACAAAACUUUCCGGCAGUGACUAUCUGCAAUAAUUCUCCAUUUGUGUACGAUUCAUUCAUUGGAUCAUUUUUAAAUUAUACUAACUCAUUGAAUUUAACACAUACAAAUGAUACCACGGUAUUUUCCUUCCAGCAAGCACGUUAUAUUCGUGAUUUUCUAAUCUAUAAACUGAAUCGAAAUGAGUCUGUCACUGAUUUCUACUAUCCACUCGAAUCAAUGUUGAUCAAAUGCAUCUUUAAUGGUAUGAAUUGUUCUGUAAACGAUUUCAUUCAAUUCGUAUCUCCUGUAUACGGUGUCUGUUAUACUUUUAAUGCUAAAGUAGAUCAUAUCAACAAUGGCACAAUACAUCAGUGUGGUGACUACGGUGGAAUCGGUGUCUUAGAACUAGGAUUGUACACACAUAGCCAUCAGUAUGUUCCAUUUGUAAAUGACGAUGUAGGUAUAGUAGCGCUCGUACAUGACAAUACAAAACUGCCUGUUAUUGAUAUGAUUGGUAGUAAAUUAGCACCUGGACGAAAGUAUAGAAUGAGCUAUCGUAAGAGAACCAAUACGCUCUUACCAACACCUUACACAAUGUGUACUGAUGAAACUGCACAAAGAUUACAAAUUGUGUUUGAUCAGUACGUUGGAGUGAAAUAUGACUAUGUACAAGAAUUAUGCUUUCGAGUUACGCUGCAAACUUACACGUAUCAACAAUGUGGAUGUAUUAAUCCACUUCAAUGGGCUUUUCGUUAUAUUCUUGUUCUCGGUACUAAUAGAAUCAUCCAAGCUCCUUUAUGUAAUAUAUCUGAUCCAUGUUAUACCGAAGCAGCAAUUCAAAUGCAAAGUCCUAAUCCCCCUUCUCCUACUUUCGAACUUAACUGCGGUCUUGAAUGUACUACAAAUGAAUUUGUAGUUCGACUAUCUUCUUCUUUAGCACCAUCAUCAUGGUAUAUGGGUGAAGUAAAAAGUUUUGUUGAAUCAUCUUCCAUUCGUUUGUCGAAAAAUUGGUCAACAAAUUGGAUUGCAGAAAUUGACCGGAACUAUGUUGGUAUAGAAGUCGUCACUGAAUCAACUAAAGUUGAAGUCUACACACAACAAGCGUCUCUUAGUCAGGUAGAUGUUCUUUCCAACAUCGGUGGUCAAACUGGUCUUUGGAUUGGUAUUAGUUUUCUCUCAUUGAUGGAAAUCGCUGAAAUGGUCUUUCGAUUGAUUCGUUAUCAAUCCUAUAGCAUUCGUCGUAAACUUUUCAAAUGA